CCCCGUAGGGCAACAAGGAUGGUUAGUUUUGACAGUGCUUCCAUGUGCCAUAAAACAUCAAUCCUAAUUGACAGUUAUCAGGGAUUUAAUGUGUUCAGACCUCCCGUUUUUGGGCUGUGGUCACUAAAUGAAGGGGUUGUGGACUGGGAAGACCUAUGCAUUCCUUCAAUUGGUUGGGGAUCGAGAAUAGUGACUCUGGCGAUCUCGAGAACAGGAGGGAAUGUUGACCAGGGAGCACCGCUGCGGCCGGUUAGAGGAGCAGGAACCGGAGCCCGGGGUUAGUAGUAAAAAAGCCGCAUCCGGACGUUGGCUUCGGAACGGCUGGAAGUCGAAGAUGAAGGAGCCUGAGGAACCUGCGGACGGUGGGCAUUCGCUGCCCCCGGUUUACAUCUACAGUCCCGAGUAUGUCAGUAUGUGUGAUUCCCUGGCCAAAAUCCCCAAACGGGCCAGUAUGGUACAUUCUUUAAUUGAAGCAUAUGCGCUGCAUAAGCAAAUGAGAAUAGUUAAGCCCAAAGUGGCCUCCAUGGAGGAGAUGGCCACCUUCCACACGGAUGCCUAUCUGCAACAUCUCCAGGUGGUCAGCCAAGAAGGAGAUGAUGAUCAUCCAGACUCCAUAGAAUAUGGGCUAGGUUAUGACUGCCCAGCCACCGAAGGGAUAUUUGACUAUGCAGCAGCUGUGGGAGGGGCUACAAUCACAGCUGCCCAAUGCCUGAUUGAUGGAAUGUGCAAAGUAGCAAUUAACUGGUCCGGAGGGUGGCACCAUGCAAAAAAAUUUCAUAACCAAGGAAGACCUUGAGAAAGUUUACUACUAAAACCUACUGAGGUGAUGAAGGAAAGAGAACCAGUGUUUAGCAAUAAGUCUUCCAUGUCCUUAAAAACAAAGAGAAACAACCUGCCUUUUGUUAGCUUCCGCUCUAUUAAAAAAUUAUUUCAGCAAUUCCAAAGAGAGGAAAAAAAAAAAAGACCUCUCCUUUAAGCUACAUUUACAGGGGAAAAGACCAAUGUUCCCUGAAACAAAGACUUCUCUGCCUCUUGUGCUUAGUGCACUGAGAAUAAUAGUGUGGUUUCAUGGACAAUGCCUGGUCCUGGGAGUCAGAUCUAGUUUGAAUAUGGCACUUGGAAGAGCUUAUGUAUUUACUUAUUUUUAACAUAUUUUAAUGCUUCUAAUUUACGAGAAUAACUUAAUGCUACAUCAGAAAUUGAUUCAUGAAUACUGAAGCUGGAAAACAUAAGCAAAAAAGAUCACCAUUUUACUAGGACUACACAAUAUAGCACAGUAGUAGGCACCAUGAUUCUAGAACAAAAACAAGAAUGCAAAAGUGGUAUAAUGAGGGGCUUCUGUAUGUAAGCCUACUACGGCCUGGGUCAGUUUCCAGGGGAAUACUCAGCUACCUGAUACAUCUUAUCACUGUUUUGCUGCCAAAAGAAGUGCACUCUAUAUCUUAAGCCAAUCAUGGCUGCUUUUGGGCUGUGUAUAGGUGUGGGCACACCCACACACCAUUGUUGUAACUAUUCUAGACAGCUUUCAGCUGACCGUACUACAAAAGAGACGUACCUGUGGUAAAAAUAAGACUUACAGGGAGUUUCUUGGGAUUGCCCCAAUUCAGAGUGUUUUUUAUAUGUCUAGAACCUCUCUGCAGAUGGACUACAGGUGUUUAGCCCACAAACUGACAUCUAACUAGCAUUUAUCUAUUCUAACCACAGUAUUUCCCCAUCCUGUGAUACAUGUAUAGAUUCAUAUGUGCCUUUUAUUCAUUUAGCAUGUGUUAAUUAAGAACAUACUAUAUGUCAUGUAUAUGUUUAUCAUCACUAGUAAGCAGAGGUAUAUAAAUUGAAAUGUGGUAUAUUUCAAUUUAUAUAAUAAUAAAUUUCACCUAAUAAUUUUGGGAGAAAAAUCUUCAAAAUAUCCUAGCAGGAUUAUAGUGAAAUUGACACAUUCUUUUUGAAAACUCUAGAAAUAAGAGUUAAAAGUGGGUAAAAUGUUCCUACCUCUUGACCCAGUAAUGUUAUUCUUAGCAAUCCGUUCUAAUGAAAUAAAACAAUUCUGCCCUCAACAAAUUCAUAUCACAGAGGCAAGACAGCAAAUAAUCAGAUUUCAAAGCUAAAGAAGAAUGAUUUUCAAAGAAAAUUUUGCAAAAGAUUAAUGAGGGACUAAUGCUUUUAUAUAUUAAACAUAUAAAACUAGAAAAAUGAAAACACUGGUACCAUGGGUAUAAAGUGUGACAGGUGAUAUUAUAGUAAAUCCCUCAAAGAGACAGUUAUAUAUGAGAAUUCAAUCUAUUAUAAAGCAUGUGUUGCAAGUGAAUGGGAGUGGAAAGGAUUGUUCAGUAAAUGAUGUUGUGACAGCCUGUAGCAUUUAUACUCUCAUCUCCUGUAAUAAACUAAAAUAAGUGGCAGCUGGAUUGAAGAGUUAAAUAUAAAAAAGCAAGUUUUAAAAAACUAGGAGGAAUGAAUAUUUAUCAAGCCUCUGAAGGGGAAUAGUUUUCUAAGCUUUAGGAAAUAAUGC
This is a messenger RNA of Phyllostomus discolor (pale spear-nosed bat), 2506 nucleotides long. RefSeq names its product histone deacetylase 8 (gene HDAC8). The record is from RefSeq and is a predicted model, not a curated record. Lineage: Eukaryota; Metazoa; Chordata; Mammalia; Chiroptera; Phyllostomidae. Bases 221 to 796 code for a protein of 191 amino acids. Gene Ontology annotation, molecular function: histone deacetylase activity. The transcript has 5 exons.